GAUGUCUAUAUAUACUGUCGAUGUUUAACUGAAUUUGAAGUACAUGUAACAAUUCUGAUUCGCUUCAAAGGAAAUCGUGGCUAAAUAAAAAUACCUUCACCAGAUUCAGUACAUUUGAUUGAACCAGUUCACAGAUAUGAAUGUAACAAAUUCGUGUUGACUACGGAUCCUUCGUAUUUAGAACAGGAAAUGCAUGCUUACUUUGAACGGGCUUAGAAUUAGAAUGUUAACCUGUAGAGUUUCUUUUACUUAAGAGGGAAAAUAUCGAAAGCAAAAUGAAUUAAUUAAGAACUAUUUGUUAAAUAUACCUAAAAUAUCCUAUAUAAACGAGAAACUGACCAUAGAUGGUUUAUUACACUAUUUUGACCGCUAUACCGAUGUAAGAGACGUAACUAAUGAUUUAACAUAAGUGAUUUAGCCUAAGACUGCAGACGCUUUUCUCGGAAAUUCAUGCAUGUGUGAGCGGAGAUUUGUUACCAGCAUCCAGUAAGUGUUAUUCCACAGCAAUGAGCGAUGAUCGCACCGAACUAAGGUGAGUUAUUAGCGGGGUUGCUGGGGGAUGUGGGGUCCUCAUUGACGUCACAUUGGAGCAAAGAGCGCCGUAUCUGCGGUGAGUCUGCACGUACCGAGUCUCAGCACCAAAUACACCGGGAACAAGAUCCAAAACAACACAUCACCUUGCCAAUCACUGCUUUCCGCUCUAGAGACAUAUUGCGACUUUAUUUCCACUUUUGGCACCGGAGUUGGAUUGGGAAUGCAGUCUAAUCGCAUGGAUAGUAAUCGGUCUGUGCCGUUCAUUAGAAGAUGAACAGCUCUAGACCCGAAGUAGAAGAUAAAAGUGGAACUCCAUGUCCUGCAAGGCAUCGUGGUGAGCAGGUGAGCCCCCUCAUCCCCCUUCCCUGGUUUCUGCAGCUGGAUUAAGGGAUGUCACAGGUGCUCCUCCUCCUGACAGCGCUCUCGCUCUCCGCCAGCAUCCAGAUGUCCUACGGUAAAAUCAUGAAGACUCUACUGGAGCAAUGGAAAAUGUACAAAGAGGAAUGCCUACGUAACAUCACCAGCGAGCCACUGGCCUCUGGCGUGGUCUGCAACCGCACCUUCGACAGGUACGCCUGCUGGCCGGACGCACAGCCCAACAGCACCAUCAGCGUCUCCUGUCCUUGGUACCUGCCAUGGCAUCACAAAGUCCAGCACGGGUUCGUGUACCGGGAUUGUGACUCAGAAGGCCGGUGGAUCUCCAUGAAAAAUGCCAGCGAGUGCCAGUUGGACGACUCAGAGCAGCUGUACGGCAAGACCCUCAGCCGCUUCCUGGCCAUGUACACUGUCGGCUACUCGCUGUCACUUGGGGCUCUGGUUCUGGCCCUCAGCAUCCUGGUGACAUUCCGGAAGCUCCACUGUACGCGAAACAACAUCCACAUGAACCUGUUCGCCUCCUUCAUCCUCAAGGGCGUCUUGAUCCUCCUGAAGGACGUGCUGAUCGACACAGCCACCCCACACGUCAUCCCCGAUGACAUCCACUCCGACUCCCAGGUGGAGCGGCUGGUCGGGGGCAAGAUGGCCGUGGUCUGCCGGGUCGCCUUCGUGAUGAUGCAUUAUAGCAUCAUCGCGAACAACUACUGGCUCCUAGUGGAAGGAAUUUACCUCUACAACCUGCUGGUCGUCACUGUUUUCACAGAGAGGAACUACUUCAAUAUCUACCUGUGCAUUGGCUGGGGUGCGCCGCUGAUCUUCAUACUGCCCUGGGCUUUGGCGAAGUACCUGUAUGAGAAUGAGGAGUGCUGGCAGAGGAACGACAGCAUGGCCUACUGGUGGAUCAUACGCUCCCCAAUACUGCUCGCUAUCCUGAUCAACUUCUUCAUCUUCGUCCAGAUUAUCAAGAUCCUGAUGUCCAAAUUAAGAGCGCACCAGAUGCGAUAUACGGACUACAAGUUCCGUCUGGCCAAGUCCACUCUCACCCUUAUCCCUUUGUUAGGGAUCCACUGGAUCCUGUCCGCCUUUGUCAUGGAGGAGCAGGUUACAAAUGGCCCAUUGCGUCUCGCCAAACUGUUCUACGACCUGUUUUUCGACUCCUUCCAGGGUCUACUAGUGGCUAUCUUGUACUGCUUUGUCAACAAAGAGGUACAAUCCGAGAUGAUGAAGAAGUGGAAGCGAUGGAAGUUGGGGAAGAACAUCGAGGAAGAGUACCGCCAUACUCACAGUCAGCUGCCCCAUAUGAAGGGCAGCAUUGUGGGCCACCCACCAUGCCCCCCCAAGCCGCCUGACCCGAGUAACCCCCCCAGCGACCAGGAGGAGGAUCGACAGUUGGUGGGCAGCCAUCCGAACGGCAUGGGCAAGACCCCGACGUGCCUGCCAUUCCCUCUCUCGUCACAAGAUGGCAGCAGUCAUAGUACACUGAUAGAGAGCAUCAACCUGGAAGACAGGGUACAGUGUUAUGUGCCCCACCACAACAGCGUGGAGAGCAAUUUUUGAGCUGGGGAGCCUGUCCCUCCACCCGUUUUUGUUCCAGUACCCUUCAAGACGGCUUAUGGACAGAGAUGUAUCUCUGGUGAGCAGAGUUGGAACAUGGAGAUGCUGGGCCCAGCCCAGCAGGGGUUGCUGGACAUUGCAUGGCCCGAAAGACACACAGAACUAUUGCUGAGUCUCAACCGGAUGCCGGGAAUUCGGAGAUUGCCUAGUGGGUUUAUUUAUGUGCUUUUAUGAAAUAGCGUCUUGUUCUAAGAUCUUAAAAGUGUGCCUAAAAUGCGCACCUAGAACAUUCGCCUAAAAGCAAGAAACUGAAAAUGUUAAAUUAGUGUAACGCGAGUUACAGAAACCUAGAAACCUCAAGGUAAUGAACAGGGUCUUGGGUUUAGCCUUUUCAAUAGUUAUUUGUCUAUUUGUUGGCCACAAAGGUACUUGGCUCUUAAGACUCUCUGUCUCUCUCACAUUCACACCGACACACACGUAUCAUGUACAUGCACAAAUGUUAAAGUCUGAAUAAGAUGUACAGUCUCAAAAUUCCUCCAUAAACGAUGAUUCCUGAUCUUAUAUGUUCUGUAUGUGUGAUAUUAAGGGGAAUCACAGCAGCCGUGGAAAGGGUCCAUCCCUGACCCUGCAGUUCUGAAACAGUGACACAAUUUCUGGGGAUGUUUGUGGAAUGUUGUGCUUGUGUAUAUUAUAGAUGCGUUCUGGAGUGGAACUCUGUCCAAGGAUUCUAUGACAGGAUUCUAGAAAUUUCAGCUUAUACAGUUGGAUGGCAGGGACAGAGACAGGUGAAAAAGACAUUACAUACAAUUGAAGUCUUCAAUGUCAUACCUUUCAGAGGUAUGGACAUUGGUUGUCAUUUGUACAGAGAAGUGCAAAUGUGAUAUGGCAUUUUUUUGCUGUUGUUGUAAUUAUAGUGGUGGUAGUGGUGUUAUUAUGUAUAGUAGUUGUUGUAUUAUGUAAGUAUAGAUGUUGUGUGGGAGGCCCCAAACAAUGUGAAAAGCAGUGAGAGUAGAAAAUCUGGUUAAAACAGGAGAGUGGUAUCCUUAUGUUCUGCAGGGACAUUAUCCCUCUGGGUACAUGUAUACCUACAUAAGCUCUCACACACUUAAAUUCACACAUUGAUACAUACAUGCAGAAUCCCUGUGAAUGUCUGCCUUAAAGUUUAUUCAGUGUCCUACAAGCAAGCCUUAUGAACAUAGGAAAUCCUUCUUGCAUAUCUUACAUUCUUACAUUCUUAAUAUAAUAUCAAGGUCCAUUGUGUUGCAUCCAUCCGAGGACAGGAAUAAACCUCUCAAGGUGGAAAUGGGAAGGAAGUUCUGUAGUGUGGAGGUCAUGUGAUAAGCUGUGAGGGUGGGAUUGGCUGUAAGUUCCCACUUUCAAUACAGCAGGAACAUCUACUGCACAACUGUGCAUUCCAGUCAACAAAGACAGAAAGAUAUAUGACUUUUUAACGCUGUGUUAGUCUUUGUUAGUCUUGUAGGAGAAGGAGCAGAAGAAGUGUUUAGAUAUGAACUUGCAUAAUUGAGCACAGGAUGUUACGAGUCAAAAAGUCACUGUCCUAGAGUCAUGUGGUUAUCAUGUGAUAUGAAACACACACACAUACACACACACAGAGUACACAUAUUCAUAUCUUUAUGAGGACUCUCCACUUCUAUCUGAAAAAUGAAUUAAUUUAUAUUGAGGAUGCAACUAAUAGACAGGGACAAGCACACACACUCUGCACAGAAUGCUUAUAUACAGUAUAAAGCUUAAGUCUUCACACAUCACUUAACUGGAGCCAGUGAUCUAUGACCAACUAUACGGCAGCUGACCUCUGGUAAUAAUACUUACAGACUCUGCCUCGCUUUCAGUACCUCUUAGUACAUGUUCAACCAAGAAUAGUCAAGGACAGAUAUCUCUGUCUCUGCCUCAGACCUGCUGAACACCUGCUCUCAGGCCCUGGACAGGUAAAUGCAAGUACUCUGGGAUGAAUCCCAGCACUCAUUCCCUAAGAUCAGCAUCACUUUCUCUAGUUCUGGGAAACCCUCACCUCUAUGCUGUUCUUAAUGAAGCCUCUUAAUUAAGGUAGGACCGAGUUACCACAGAAUAGUAAUUGACAUGCCUUAUCUAUGAAUGCCUACAACCAAUACCCAGAAAUAUAUCAACGAUCUCUAACUUCAUUUGACUCAUCUGUGCCCUAUAAAUAAAACAGAACAAGCUAGAAUUCUGUGAAACUUUGAUACGAGUGAGUUGAUACAAAAACAAAGCACAAGUGAAGCAAGGAGGAUUGUUAAUGUUGCCAUACAUUUUUAUACUCGAGAGUUUUAGAGUUUAAAGUUUGUGUUUUUUGUGGCAGCUUUGUCAUAUGUCAUUGGCUUGAGGUGCUUGGGGGGGGGGGAUCAUGUCAGCCAAUGAUGGGCAGGUAUGGAAUCUCCUUAUGGGACAUGAAGGGGGGCACUGUAAGGGGAGGUGUGAGAAUGGUGAGGAUUGAGUGAUAUUAAUGGCCGGGCAUUUAGAUGGAGUAUAAAUAAUCCUUCCCUCAGUCGUCCAUCAUUAGCCUCAUUAGAUAGACAUCAAAAGCACGAAAACUACUCAGAAGUCCAGCUAGAGCGCGAAGGAGUCUAAUUCCUUGAGAUCUUUGCUGGAACACAGACUGUACACAAAGCAAGUGCCCAGCGCCUUAUUUCUGAAGCCCUGCUUUAGAUCUUCAUCAAGGGCCAUCAAGACGCAAGAACUGGUCAGAGGAGAAAGUAUGCUUCACUUUCAUGCAAAUGCGUUUGUGUAGUAUGGAUGGAUAGUUCACCCAUUAGCGGGCAUAAUGAUCGCUUUUAUAUCAAGUCAUGGCGGCCGUUCGCCAUGGCAACAGAAGGCCAUUGAAUCUUCAGAGCUAGAAUAGUCCUGUGUGUGGUUUCACUGUUAGUCAAAGAUUUUAGUUUCAAACACUGUUCAAGGACGGGGGACAUAAAAUCAGCGAAGCUUCUGCAGGAGUUUCCUUUUCCGCUGGCAUGAAUUUACACCCGACUUUAGUAGCAGUUUCAAAGCGAUUAAGAGUUCAGAUGAAAACCAGUAAACCUUGCCGGCUUCAGUGGACCAGCAGUUCUUGCAUCUGCUUUAGAGGGACCUAAUCAGUGCGAUCUAGCAUCCAGUGACAGUCUGUUCUACACACACCGGUGAGUCAUACUGUUGUUCUGUUGGCUGCCAGCCCCCCAGCACUGCUGAAAGCUACAAGCAGCCGCACCCUCCCCUCUGGACGAGCUUAAGACUGUCUGAAGGUACAAACAUGUCCAUCGAGCAUCUAUAUAGUUGUGGUCUUUCUUCUCCUGGGGCUUUACCUCCUGUAUGUAAAUAAACAUGUUCGUUUGUGUUGUUUUUCUAUGGGUAUUAUUUGAUGAUAAAAGAUUGUAUUGAAGAUGAUAAAAAAAAAUAAUAAAGCCGCAGGUUGAACAAAUGGA
Molecule: messenger RNA, 5894 nt
Organism: Paramormyrops kingsleyae
Lineage: Eukaryota; Metazoa; Chordata; Actinopteri; Osteoglossiformes; Mormyridae
Gene: gcgra
Product: glucagon receptor a
Biological process (GO): adenylate cyclase-activating G protein-coupled receptor signaling pathway; cell surface receptor signaling pathway
Cellular component (GO): plasma membrane
Molecular function (GO): glucagon receptor activity; peptide hormone binding; gastric inhibitory peptide receptor activity
Source: RefSeq, a predicted model, not a curated record